This is a messenger RNA of Lynx canadensis (Canada lynx), 6838 nucleotides long. It is a transcript of the gene GSPT1, whose product is annotated as G1 to S phase transition 1. Lineage: Eukaryota; Metazoa; Chordata; Mammalia; Carnivora; Felidae. The coding region runs from base 249 to 2171 and encodes 640 amino acids. Gene Ontology annotation, molecular function: translation release factor activity; GTPase activity; GTP binding. Gene Ontology annotation, biological process: translation. The record is from RefSeq and is a predicted model, not a curated record. Gene Ontology annotation, cellular component: translation release factor complex. The transcript is spliced from 15 exons.
GGUUGGGGUUGGGUGGGAGGAGAUCGCUCGCACACACGAGGAGGGUUGAGCUGGUGCCGCCGUUGUCGUCGCGAGUGCGGAGUUGCGACCGGAGCCUUCGCCGCGACGACGCCGGGGACUGUGUCGCUAGCCCCCGGCCCCUCUGCCUCGUCGCUUCGCCGGGUCAGCGCGGCCUGCUCCUGCCCGGCCCGUCGCCCCCCGCCUCCAUUUCCCGCCCUCUCUUCACCACACACACGGCCCCCCCGAUCAUGGAUCCGGGCAGUGGUGGCGGCGGCGGCGGCGGCGGCGGCGGGAGCAGCAGCGGCAGCAGCAGCAGCGACUCGGCGCCCGACUGCUGGGACCAAGCGGACAUGGAAGCCCCCGGGCCGGGCCCGUGCGGUGGCGCCGGCGGCCCCUUGGCGGCGGCGGCGACCGAGGCCCAGCGUGAGCACCUCAGCGCGGCCUUCAGCCGGCAACUCAACGUCAACGCCAAGCCCUUCGUGCCCAACGUCCACGCUGCCGAGUUCGUGCCGUCCUUCCUGCGGGGCCCGACCCAGCAGCCGCUGUCCCCAGCUGGCGCCGCCGCCCCCAACCACGGAGCCGGCAGCGGCGCUGGAGGUCCUCCGGCACCUGCGGAACCUUCUCAAGAGGAACAGUCGUUGCUAUGUGAAGGUUCAAAUUCAGCUGUUAGCAUGGAACUUUCAGAACCUGUUGUAGAAAAUGGGGAGACAGAAAUGUCCCCAGAAGAAUCAUGGGAGCACAAAGAAGAAAUAAGUGACGCAGAGCCAGGGGGUGGUUCCUUGGGAGAUGGGAGACCCCCAGAGGAGAGCGCCCAAGAAAUGAUGGAGGAGGAAGAGGAAAUACCAAAACCUAAAUCCGUGGUUGCACCGCCAGGGGCUCCUAAAAAAGAACACGUAAACGUAGUAUUCAUUGGGCACGUAGAUGCCGGCAAGUCAACCAUUGGAGGACAGAUAAUGUAUUUGACUGGAAUGGUUGACAAAAGGACACUUGAGAAAUAUGAAAGAGAAGCUAAAGAGAAAAACAGAGAAACCUGGUACUUGUCUUGGGCCUUAGACACAAAUCAGGAAGAACGAGACAAGGGUAAAACAGUCGAAGUGGGCCGUGCCUAUUUUGAAACGGAAAAGAAGCAUUUCACGAUCCUGGACGCCCCUGGCCACAAGAGUUUUGUCCCAAACAUGAUUGGUGGCGCUUCUCAAGCUGAUUUGGCUGUUCUGGUCAUCUCUGCUAGGAAGGGAGAGUUUGAAACUGGAUUUGAGAAGGGCGGACAGACGAGGGAACACGCGAUGUUGGCAAAGACGGCAGGUGUGAAGCACUUGAUCGUGCUCAUUAAUAAGAUGGAUGACCCGACAGUGAACUGGAGCAGCGAGAGAUAUGAAGAGUGCAAAGAGAAACUAGUGCCAUUUUUGAAGAAAGUUGGCUUCAAUCCCAAAAAGGACAUCCACUUUAUGCCCUGCUCGGGACUGACCGGAGCAAAUCUUAAAGAGCAAUCCGAUUUCUGCCCUUGGUACACUGGUUUGCCAUUUAUUCCGUAUUUGGAUAAUCUGCCAAAUUUCAAUAGAUCAGUUGAUGGACCAAUCAGGCUGCCAAUUGUGGAUAAGUACAAGGAUAUGGGCACCGUGGUCCUGGGAAAGCUGGAAUCAGGAUCUAUUUGUAAAGGCCAGCAGCUUGUGAUGAUGCCAAACAAGCACAACGUGGAAGUUCUUGGAAUCCUUUCCGAUGAUGUAGAAACUGAUUCUGUAGCCCCAGGUGAAAACCUCAAAAUCCGACUGAAAGGAAUUGAAGAGGAAGAGAUUCUCCCAGGAUUCAUCCUUUGUGACCCUAAUAAUCUUUGUCAUUCUGGACGCACAUUUGAUGCCCAGAUAGUGAUCAUAGAGCACAAGUCCAUCAUCUGCCCAGGCUAUAACGCGGUGCUGCACAUUCACACCUGCAUUGAGGAAGUCGAAAUAACAGCCUUAAUUUGCUUGGUAGACAAAAAAUCAGGAGAGAAAAGUAAGACCCGACCCCGUUUCGUGAAACAAGAUCAAGUAUGCAUUGCUCGCUUAAGGACGGCGGGAACCAUCUGCCUUGAGACCUUCAAAGACUUCCCUCAGAUGGGGCGCUUUACCUUAAGGGAUGAGGGUAAAACCAUUGCAAUUGGAAAAGUUCUGAAACUGGUUCCAGAGAAAGACUAAGCAUUUUCUUGAUGACCCUGCACAGUACUGUGAGGAAAAUUGACUGCAAAAGCCUACUUCACACCGCCUUCUCUCAUUUUCUGCCCAUUGACAAACUUCUCCCCAUAUUUUGCAAAGACGAAAUUCACAGCAAAAGUCCACAUAAUGUCAGCUUUCUCAUAUUGAGAGCUCUGCUAUGCCACUGUUGAAUUUUCCCCAGGUUUUUUUUUCCCCUCCCCUCCCAAACUCUGCUUCCUUGGACAGAUUUGGCAAUAGCUUUGUAAGUGAUGUGGACAUAAUUGCCUACAAUAAUGAAAACUUACCGGAAUUUUUUUAUUUUUCAUCUUCCCCUUAGACCUACUUAGUCUUUUUCCCCCAGGCAGAUCAUUCUGAGUGUGCGAGUGUGUGUGCACAUGUUACAGAGACAACUACCAUGUUAAUAAAAUAUUCAAUUUGAAAUCCUUUUCGGUAUUUGAAUUGCUUUUGAAUAAUAUUUUUUAUCUGGAUGUAACAUUGUUGCAUUAGCUUUUUAACUUACCAAGUAACUGAGUACCUUUUAUUGCUUGGACUUUUCUAAACUCCUUCCCCUAUCCACUACUUUAAAUGAGGCAUUUACAAACGAUGUUCGUGUUUGUAUUAAAGGAAAGAACUCGUUGGACCCCUCCUUUUGAUGGCUGAUGCAUACAUACAGUUAAACGCCUUUAUGCGACGGUGACGCUGCUUUCGUAGGUCUGUCCCUUACGUUCCGCCAGUUUGUAUUUUAACACGACUUCUUAAACACAGUAAGUUGUCUUAAAGAACAGCAUACUGUCGUUUUUAUAAGUAAAGCAUAAUGAAAUUGUACCCCUACGGAAAAUUCCAUUCACUCGUUAAAUUAGUGGAAUUUGCAAUAAAGACAGCAUGUUGAGACCUGGCAAAAAAUGCCUCCUUUAGUAUUUAUAAGAGCUGCAUGCAUCUAGUAUGAAAACCCGUAUCAGUCGCAAGUGCCACUUCUACAAACGACACCGUUUACUACCUGUGUCGGUAAUUUUAAAGGCUGGAUGAUCCUUGCUGGCGAAAGCUGCAUCUCGUCCAGCGGCUAUAAACGAACACCUGUUUAGAGCCGCCGAAUCUGCACCGACGGAAGUUAGCAGUGAUCAGUGGAAUCAAGCACAGUAUCGACGUUUUUCUAUUAUUUGAAACUGACUGUUUUCUUAAAUACAAAGCGGAAAUUUGCUAACCUGUAAUUUGGAAGAGCCACACUGGAGCAUUGUGGGGGUUUUUAGAUGGAAGGCUGACUUUCGACCGCAGCUGUCGUGACUUUGAAAUUUUUAACGAGAGUAACUAGGAAAUGGAAGAGCCGCUUUCUGCGUUUCCUGGGAGGCCCCCCCCCCCCCCCCCCCGCCCUUGAUUUUCAGUGUUGCCGUUUGUCAAAGACCUGACCUCUUUUAGACUGUGGUUUAUCUCGAAAUAAGAUACUUUGUAAUUGUGUAUUUAAUGUAGUGUGCCCUGUAAUCUUCCUCAGAAAAGAAAAGCCUAGUCAGACUGUAUUUCCAGUCACAAAAUAUAAAACUUAAUCUAAUCCUGUUCUCUUAACUUUCGAAUUACCAUGCAUUUCAUGAACGAGGCUGUACCUUAGGGACGGAGCAAAGCUCUUGCCCUAAAGCUCCCUAGAACCAUACUCGUGGCUAUUAAAGUGCAUGAAAUUUAGCUAAAUUUUACUAUGUCUGCAAAUCUCUGGGCUUUUAUUUUUCGGGGAAAUAGGGGAGGUCUAAUCCGUACUUAACGCCUCUUUUUUGUACUUCCAAGGUAAUAGGAACAGAAUAGCAGUUGCCUAGAUUUUAAUGAAUCUUUAAACGCGUAAGAGUUGUUGAAAUUACUUCCAAAACUAGAUUUCCAUUUUUAAACUGAACUCAUUUUUGAAAACCAGUUCUGUUUGCUGUUACAACAUUUACACUUCGAGAAUAUCAGGCACACGUUGCCAAGACUCCGCCGCAAGACGAACGGAUGCCGGCUGUGAAGGGCCUACGUCUGAAAAAGAAAAGAUCACGAACAUAAGUAAAAUGACGAAAGAAAGAUCUCACCGGAUUCGUUUUACAUUUGUGCAAAUAAUCAGAUGCUUUAAAAGAAACCUCGCUGUUUAAUUUAACCACCACCUUACGUUCUGUGGGCUUUGAAGUUCUUUGGGAAGUGCGCGCGCGUCGAAGAGCGCUGAUGGAUUUUAAACUCCUGGUGACCCUGGCCGGUGACCUGGUUGGGGAAAUGCAGCGUGUGAAGGGAGCUGGCCGUGGGCGAUGCCGGGCCCUUCCAAAGCAGUUCGGGUUCCUGUGCUGCCGUUCUGUUCUCUGCAAGCGCACGUGUGCUGCUGUGGCUGACGGUGCAAACACAGGGUAGCUGACCGCAGAUGAGGGUGAUACCGAAACAGUUUGUUCUCUGGCUUUGGCGUAGAUACGUUAGAAUCACAACUUUCUUUGCAUCUCUUUGCAUUCAUGUUCUGGAUACAACUUUCAUGCUUGAUUAUUCAUAGUUUUUUAAAUUAAUGAAUUUAAGACAAGAAAGCUAUCCUUGAAAUGAACAUCUUAAGUAACUGCCAUUUUCCACCCUUGACUGCGGGAGAGGGGUAAAUCUAGCAUCUGUUUCUUGUCUUUAAUUUGCCAAAAAGGACUUGUCCAGCGAAAGUCCACGUAAAACCAAACCCAAAGAGUCGGACCGAGCAGCUGUCGCCAUGAAACGAGGUGACAGAGAGUAAAGUGUUCUUGAAUAAUGAAGCCCGUGCGUAUUUCUUCGUUUGGAACUGAAAGUCUUGAAAUCUGUGAUACCCGGAUGUCAGACCUUUGUAAGUUGUGAAAGUACAGGCGGUUCGCCGUAUCGAGUGGUAAUUCACACUGGUCACGAGAACGGCUUUUCCGGGAUGCGAUGGACUUUGAAGGGGCCGAUGAGCUUGGACCGUGACGGAAGUGCUGCGGGAUAUUUGGGGUCAUACUUUCCAUCAGAUGUGGUUUUGCGACCCAAGAACAAGGCGAGCCUGCGGUCAAACGCUGCUUCCGUGAUGAACUCUUGACAAAACCCCGCUAGACUCCCUGGCAUCUUCGGGAACACUAGUCCCCGGCUGUCACCGCUCCGCGGUCUGUGAGGACGGUCCCACGGGGCAGCGUUUCAGCUGCCCUCCUUGCUGUCAGCCUUCCUCACGGCCCCGCCACUGCGUCCCUGGUGGCUUCGCUGCCUUGGGGAGGGACUUCAGGUAGUCGAGGGGCAGAUCGUUCUUAGGACCGCUCUGACCAUCCGGCGACUUUGAAACCUUUAAAACCCUUUGUGAACAUUCUGGUUUGCUGCACUAGAGCGGACUGUUGAACGAUCUGAUGUUCUGGACAGGGUUGGCCUACCUUCUCAGAGAAACUGUGCUAGUAAUCCUCUCACAGACGUGCGUGAGGCAGACGGCAGUCAGAAGGAUUUAGGGGACGAUAUUCUGUCUCCAAAUGCCAUGGCUUCUAUUUCCUCCACCUCCUUUCUCAGUGACCCUAGCACGAUGCCGUCUAAUACGUCCACGCUUUGCUUCUUCAGAGAUCGCCGUGGCAGCCGCUUGGUAAAUAAAUAAAUGUAAUUUCACAUGCACAACUCAGACGACUUCUUGGUAGGUUUCAAUCUAGCCGUCAGUUGGUUAGAUUAGAUUUCCUAGUGAGUGGAAUCGGAACUGUUUUUAUUUGCCUCGCGACAGUUCAGUGGAUUCCAUUUGAACCAAUUUACUGCCAGAAUUCAGAUCGGGUAGGUUUGGUUCAACCUGUGAUGGUUUGGGCUCUAGGGUACUGUUGACUUUUGGUAUCCUAGAACAUACUGAGACUUCCCUUCAGUUAAUACGCUAUUUCACAUACCUCUAAUCCGAUGCUUCCUUGAAACGGUAAUAUGCUAGCCGAGCCAAUUACUAAGGAAUGUUCUCAGCGCCUGGAGGUGGGGGAGUGGACAGGAGAACCUGGUACAUUCUCCAGCGUCAGGGAAAAGCGGAUAGGCACCACGUCCGAUGAGGCGGAAUUUUGCAAGCAGCCGUCGGAAUGGGAACUGUCUUUUCUACCUUGCCACACACGCCACUGUGCCCUUUAAAACCUACCACUGGAAACCUCAGGUCUGUGGCCAGCCAAGGUGGAAGGACGUUUCGUGCUUCCCGAGGCUCCGCACGUCCCCCCGAGUCCCUGCUGCCUCCUUCCCGCUGCCCGGGGCUCCCGCGCUCCUCAGGGGACCAUCCACAUGCUUGAGGUGCACCUGCGCUCUGAGCCCAAGGUCUGCGUUUUAGGGACCCCCCCCCCCGGGCUCUCAGAAAUGGACUCCCCUGAGUUGACAAGUUUCUUCUGUUCUAAAGGAAAUGGGGAUCUCUCUCAGGCCAGGAUUUAGCGACUAGGUUUUACUAGACAGCAUAGGACAAUACCUAGCUCUCAUUUUUAAAAAAAAAGCCAGAGAAUUCAAGGGAACGGAGUAGGUCUGCUGGGGUUUUUAACCUGAUUCCAAAGCGUGGCAGAAUGCUCUCUAGGUAGGAACGGUGGGAAUCCAAGGUAGAGAAACCUUUUUCUUAUGAUUUGUAGCUACCUACUGUGCCUGACUUGAUGCCUGUGUGAGGAUUAAGCCCCUAGUCGCUCUUGCAAUUAUUCAAAUGACUGAAGUUAAAAAAAAAAAAAAUUGCUUUUGUAAUAACAAUAAAGAUUGUCAUCUUCCCUUUUGAA